AUGCCAUUUUCUUUGGACUCACAUCUUCGCUUCUGGAACUUCUCCUUUACAAACGGUGGCCUUCGGACACUCAAAGACACAUCAAGACUCUUCUGCACCCUGUGGUUGUCACUGUGUCUUCUUGCUGAGUGCGAAGGCAUCGGACAGGAAAAAAAGGAAAACCCUGAAAAAUACAGAACCAAAGUGACUUUUGAUCCCAACACAGCGUAUCCGGGGCUCGCUGUGUCCCCAGACAGGACCUAUGUGGAAUCGCGAGGUACACACCCAAAUGUGCCGGACGAACCUGAACGAUUCAGCAGCACCCCUGCGUUGUUGGGCCUCCCUAGGUUUACGUCUGGGAAGCAUUACUGGGAGGUGAAGUAUGGGGACCAGAGGGAGUGGGCGGUGGGGGUGGCCCUUGAGAGCGCGAACAGGAAGGGCGCUGUCAGUCUUGCUGAAGGUGACGGGAUUUGGCAAGUGGGCCGCUGGUGGCUGUAUCGGUCACUGGAGACUGGUUCCCGCACUGGUUCCCCUGGGGUCAUUGGGGUAUUUCUGGAGUACGACGCAGGCAGAAUAACCUUUUACAUGGACGGGAAAGUGAUUGAGAAAAGAGCCUCUUUCAAUGGGAAGAAAGUGGUUCCUUUCUUUUAUGUGGGUGGAGCAGUUAGUCUCAAAUUAAUAUAG
Molecule: messenger RNA, 663 nt
Organism: Euleptes europaea (tarantolino)
Lineage: Eukaryota; Metazoa; Chordata; Lepidosauria; Squamata; Sphaerodactylidae
Product: vespryn-like
Exons: 3
Coding region: 1-663 (220 amino acids)
Molecular function (GO): protein binding
Source: RefSeq, a predicted model, not a curated record